Chelonia mydas (Green sea turtle) is the source of this 2333-nucleotide messenger RNA. RefSeq names its product cytosolic phospholipase A2 gamma. The transcript is spliced from 17 exons. The record is from RefSeq and is a predicted model, not a curated record. Gene Ontology annotation, cellular component: cytosol; nucleoplasm; nuclear envelope. Gene Ontology annotation, molecular function: calcium-dependent phospholipid binding; calcium ion binding. Gene Ontology annotation, biological process: glycerophospholipid catabolic process. Lineage: Eukaryota; Metazoa; Chordata; Testudines; Cheloniidae. The coding region runs from base 294 to 1967 and encodes 557 amino acids.
ACAGAAGACAAGCAGGUGCUUGCCAGAAGAGCUGCUGGAAAGAAGUUAAAGGCUCCUGAGAGAUCUGACAGCAGACAGAGGAGCAGAGCUGACUGACCAGAGCUGACUAGGAAGAAGCAGAAGAAGCAAGCAGCAGAUAGAAACAAGCAAAUAAUACAUCAAAGCCAAAGGAUAGAGUAAAGGAAGAAUAAAUUAGAUGUUGGCCUGAGCUUUUGGAUUUCCUGAAAGAGGUGGAGUUUUCCUUUUUCACUGGCAGAGGAAUUUAAAAUUACAGGGCAAACAGGAAAGCAAAGAUGGAAAUAUUUCAUAAACACAAGAGUGAAGGUAAAAUCCGAAUUUCCCGUGAGCUCUCAGAAGGGGAAAAAUUAGGAACAAGCAACAGAAAGGUGCGGGUGAAGAAAUGCCUGGAUAGCCUGGGGAUUCCCUGUAAUCUGGAUGAUGUGCCCAAUAUCGCCAUCCUGGGAGCUGGUGGAGGUCUGCGGGCCAUGAUCGCCCUUCAUGGAACCCUGCAGGAGCUACAAAAGCAUAGUCUCUUGGACACCAUCAUGUACCUGUGCGGGGUCUCAGGUUCCACUUGGUGUAUGUCAUCUCUCUACAAAAAUGGGGACUGGGCAGAGAAAUUGCAGGCCUUGGAGGAAAGUAUGUGUGCUAGACUUUCCAAAUACACCUGGAGCAUCCCAAAGGCAACGAAAAUGCUACUCGAGGCGGCUGAAGAUGAAAAUUACUCCCUGACUGAGUUCUGGGCCUACACUGUGGUCUAUGGAAUGUUACAUGAGCUGGACAAGGGACACUUGUCUGAGCAGCGGAGUGCUUCUGAGAACGGACAUAACCCCUAUCCCAUCUAUGCAGCAGUGGAUGAGCGAAGUUUUUCCAAAGUAACUGAAUACUCUCCAGCAUCCUGGUUUGAGUUCACCCCCCAUGAAGCCAGCUUCCUUGGCUAUGGAGCAAGUGUACCCAUGGAAUACUUUGGAAGUGAAUACAAGAAUGGGGAACUAAAGAAGCAGAAAGAAGAGAAAAGCAUGAGUUACCUACAAGGUUUGUGGGGAAGUGCCAUUGGCAGCAAAACGGAAAAUGAAAAAGUAAUAAAAGAUAUAUUCUUUGGCUUCUUUAAGGGAGAAAAAGAAUCACAUUCACCAUCUAAAGAAAGUUGUCCAGAAGGAAUAGUCGAGGGGUUUCCAGCACCCACCCUUGAACCUGAAGCUGGUGAUAUGGAAGGUGCAUUACAGUGUGAGCCAGCAGGAUCUGCACCAGGUGGCUUUUCACUAGGUGAUAUGGAAGGCUCAUUGCAGAGUGAGCCAGCAGGAGCUUCACCAGGUGGCUUUUCACCAGAUACGAAGAACAAGUCAAUUACUGAAAACAUUAAAGGUGGAGUAGGCUCAGUGGUGGAUUUCGCUAGAAUGUGGCAAAAAACCACUCAUGGUCUCUUGACCUGGAAAUGGGGAACGAACAAUAACUUUCUUUACAAAUGCUCUGCUCUUGACUCUGCUGAGCUGGUGAAGGAUAAAGUCAUCUCCUUGGUAGAUGCUGGAAUAGCCAUAAACUGUGCUUUCCCUCUGGUUCUCCGCCCGGAAAGGAAAGUGAAACUGAUCCUCUCCUUUGACUAUGGCCCUUUUGAACCAUUUAAGGCCCUCAAGCAAACUGCCAAAUACUGUAAAGAAAACUGCAUCCCAUUUCCUGAGAUAGACGAGAAAUUGCUCCAAGAGCCAGAUAACCCCUCCGACUGCUACAUCUUCAGAGGAGAGGGUGCACCUACUGUCAUGCACUUCCCACUUUUCAACAAAGUGAAUUGUCCGGCCUAUGUGACAGAAUGGAGAAUUAGAUUCACCCCAGUUCGCUGUCUCUACCAUGUGGGAGACAUCACCAAACUCCUCCAGUCGGCAAGACUGAAUGUGUCGAACAACAAAGACAAGAUCCUUCAAGAGAUCAAAUACAUUGUGGCUCACUCCAGCAAGAAGAGAAGCUCUUAAGAAGAGUUUCUCAUCUAUGCCCCACAUACAUUAAAGCCACCCAGUAGAUUUUGAGAACUACAGAAUUGUCAUGUGGCUGGAAAAUGUCAUUAUUUGGGAUUACAGGACUCUCAGCUUCUGCUAUGAAAGCACUAGUACCUAGCUCGUGAGUUAACCCCUUAAGUUGACUGCACUUUAGUUCAGCAAUUCUGAUUCUGCGCAUUAGUCAAAGAAAAAUUCUCUCUUGGUAUAAAUCAUUUUUUGCUUGCUGUUGUGAAUUAUUGCUCAGUCAGUCUCUGCUCUGUGUGAUGACAGAUGCCCUUGUCUCCUGAUGCACAAUUCACAUUCAAUCAAUAAAGCCUAUAGAAUCAAACCAUUUGCACACAG